Messenger RNA from Columba livia (rock pigeon), 2429 nucleotides. RefSeq names its product F-box protein 5 (gene FBXO5). NCBI's taxonomy places the organism in Eukaryota, Metazoa, Chordata, Aves, Columbiformes, Columbidae. Gene Ontology annotation, cellular component: nucleus. The coding region runs from base 16 to 1599 and encodes 527 amino acids. The transcript is spliced from 5 exons. The record is from RefSeq and is a predicted model, not a curated record. Gene Ontology annotation, molecular function: protein binding. Gene Ontology annotation, biological process: negative regulation of meiotic nuclear division; regulation of mitotic nuclear division.
GUCGCCGGGCGGGAGAUGUCGCCGGGGGGAGGCGCAGGCGGCCCCGCCCCGCCCCGAGCCCUGUCUUCUACGCUCCUCCCCCUGCCCCGCCCCCGCUCCGCUCGGAGCGCGCGCGCGCCACCUCCCCACCACUCGCCUCUCUCCUUGCCGGCCGAGGAGGGAAAAUGUGAACGGGGCCGGCUCCACCCGCGGCGCCUCGGAUUGGUCCCCGCCUUCUGCCUGCCGCCCAUUGGCCGCACUGCCCCUGCCGUCGGCGUUCGAUUGGUCGGAGCGGUUUUGGAUACCAAAUUCAAAGUUUUUAAAAGUACCCGGGGAGGAGGCGGUGCACUCACUGGCCGCGGCCGAGCAGCCCUGCAGGAGACAAACAAAAUAAUGAAAUCAAAUCUUAACCGCUCUUUCAAAAUGAAGUGUGAUUUUGCUUCCAUGUCUCCUCGUGCUGGGUUUGCACCGUUGAAGUCUGCUGUGGAGAAAACAAGACUGAAAGAAUCCUGCCCCCUGAAUUAUGAGGAAGGUUUUUGUAAAAGCUGUGCUGAAGAGCACCAGAAAAUACUCCUUAGUGACUCAUACCAUGUGGCCACCAGAAAUCUAGAUCUUGAAGAUGAAGAAAGACCUGUACAUAACAAAGAAAACAAACAAGUAACCCAGAAACUUGAUGAAGGUAUCUAUGAAUUGGAGGGACUAGAAAACAGUAAACUUAAUGAGGACAGUGGUUAUUCCUCUAUGUUAAGUAGUCACUACACUGAUGCAACAGAACAUGAGGAUAGUAUACCUCUGGCUGGGAAUCUCUGUGGCACACCUAAGCAUUGUCUCAUGAAGAACCAAAUCGAAGCACAGUUUUCAAAAAAGACUUUGUUGCCAGUAAUCCAUUAUGAAGAAAUGAUUUGCUCAACUUUGAAAAAAAGUGGUAAAAGAAACCUCAAGUCUUGGGCUGUGGUAGACAGGAUUGUUUUUAGGGGAAAGCUUGAACUUUGUAACCUAAUUGGAAAGAAAAUGGGAUUAGAUAAACUAGACAUUCUUGCCGAACUCUUCCAAAAGAACCUGAAGCAUAUAUUAGCAAACAUUUUGAGGCAUCUUGGCGAGAUGGAUUUAAUAAAUUUUGCCAAAGUCAGCACAACAUGGCAGAAGAUAUUACAAGAAGAUAAAUGGAUUUUCCAAAUGUAUAGUAAAGCUGUGAAGAACCUUGCUAAUGGUACUAAGGCACCAGAGCAUGCUGCAACAAGGGAGUAUGUUCUCUACCGAACAGCUUUAGCUUCCAUUCAGAAAGCAACCCCACCAAACAACUUGAAUAAAAAAGGCACCAGAUCCAAAGCAUCCAAGAAUCACAGCAAGCUCAUGAUGUUUUCUGAGACUGCCAAGACCUUGAAAAACAAUGAAAGCCUUAAAGUCUGCCACCGCUGUGGCUCACCUGCUAAGUAUGACUCCUACCUACAAAGAGCAACGUGCAAUCGUGAAAGCUGCGGCUUUGACUUCUGCACGAAGUGUAUGUGCAGCUACCACAGCUCCAGUGACUGUAUGAGUGGCAAACCAGUGAAACCCAGCUCUAGGAUGGGGCCGCUUCCUGGGACUAAGAAGAGCAAACAGAAUCUGCGGCGACUGUGAUCUGUCCAUCCCAAUACAGACUGAGAUGUCCCAUAAAAGUUUUUUUAGGAUGUGAAGUUAUCCACAAAGAAAAUGCUUUCUGCUAUUCUAUGUUAAAAAGGUUAAUUUUAUUACUCCUUGUACUAUUCGGUCUAUUUGAUGAUUCCUAGGAAUCAUCACAAAUAUCCAUUUUAAAAAGUCUUCCUGAUCUAUAAAUUUAUAAGAAAAUUCUGGGUAUGGAUUCUAAUAACACUUCAGAUAUUGUGCUAACAAUUUGGCUGUUGCAUUCCAGUCUUCAAAAUACCUCACAAUGAUAUUGAACAAGAUAAAGUUUUGGCAAGUAGCCUUCCACAUGUAACCCUAGCAAUUAUUGAAUGCAAGGGAGAAGUGUAAUCUGUUUUAUUUAACUGUUUUUUCUUGUUCAAAAGUAUUUUAAAAACAGUUAUAGUGAGAUUGUCAAGUGAGGUAAGUCCCUUUUAACACAAAAUUAUGAGGGGGUCUAGAUUUUAUGGGUUUUGUUGCCUGUUUUUUUUUGUUUCAGGGCUUUGCCAUAAUCUCAAAAUGUGAACGUUUAUAAUACCAUUCUCUCUGAUUUACCUUACAUGAAUCUUAAAUUUUUGCUCUUCCUUCAUUUCUUUGUUCAGAAACUUCAGGUUUUCCUUGAACUGAGGUGAUACUCUUUUGAACUUAAAAAAAAAAGUACUGUAUCUUGGCUAUACUGCUAAAAAUAUUUUGCCAUUUUUUAAGUCAUAAGAUAAUUUUUUUAAUAUUUGUAUAUAUUUGUAAGUACUACUUUAAAUAUUAUUUGUGUUUGUCUUAUAAAUGUGAAAAUAAAUUACUGUUCUUAAAAA